Nyctereutes procyonoides (raccoon dog) is the source of this 1212-nucleotide messenger RNA. RefSeq names its product solute carrier family 2, facilitated glucose transporter member 3-like. Gene Ontology annotation, cellular component: membrane. The record is from RefSeq and is a predicted model, not a curated record. NCBI's taxonomy places the organism in Eukaryota, Metazoa, Chordata, Mammalia, Carnivora, Canidae. The transcript is spliced from 9 exons. Gene Ontology annotation, molecular function: hexose transmembrane transporter activity. Gene Ontology annotation, biological process: monosaccharide transmembrane transport. Bases 1 to 1212 code for a protein of 403 amino acids.
AUGGGGCUACUUGUGGGCAGCUAUUGUAUAAGGCGCAAUUCAAUGCUUAUGGUCAACCUCUUGGCUGUCGCUGGUGGCUGCCUUAUGGGGUUCUGCAAAAUAGCGCAGUCGGUUGAAAUGCUGAUCCUGGGCCGAUUGAUUAUUGGCCUCUUCUGCGGCCUCUGCACAGGCUUUUUGCCCAUGUACAUUGGAGAGAUCUCUCCCACUGCCCUACGGGGGCCUUCGAUCUUCAGUCUGAAAGUCAUCAUGGGAACUGAAGAGCUUUGGCCCCUGCUCGUGGGCUUCACCAUCAUUCCAGCUGUCCUGCAAAGCACCGCCCUUCCAUUUUGCCCCGAGAGCCCUAGAUUUUUGCUCAUUAACAGAAAGGAAGAGGAGAAUGCUAAGGAGAUCCUCCAACGAUUGUGGGGCACCCAGGAUGUGAGUCAGGACAUCCAGGAGAUGAAAGAUGAGAGUGCUAGGAUGGCACAAGAAAAGCAAGUCACUGUGCUGGAGCUCUUCAGAUCGCGCAGCUACCGACAACCCAUUAUCAUUUCCAUCAUGCUCCAGCUCUCCCAGCAGCUCUCUGGAAUCAAUGCUGUGUUCUAUUACUCAACAGGAAUCUUCAAAGAUGCAGGUGUUGAGGAGCCAAUCUAUGCCACCAUUGGUGCAGGGGUGGUCAAUACUAUCUUCACUGUUGUCUCUCUGUUUCUGGUGGAAAGGGCAGGGAGGAGAACUCUACAUAUGAUUGGCCUUGGAGGGAUGGCUGUUUGUUCCAUCCUUAUGACCAUCUCGUUGUUAUUAAAGGAUAACUAUAAUUGGAUGAGUUUCUUCCUGAGCUUUGUUUGUAUCCGGGCUAUCUUGGUCUUCGUAGCCUUCUUUGAAAUUGGCCCAGGCCCCAUCCCCUGGUUUAUUGUGGCCGAACUCUUCAGCCAAGGACCCCGCCCAGCUGCAAUGGCAGUGGCUGGUUGUUCCAACUGGACCUCCAAUUUCCUGGUUGGGCUGCUCUUUCCUUCUGCUGCAUUCUACUUAGGAGCCUAUGUAUUUAUCAUUUUCACUGGCUUCCUCAUCGUCUUCUUGGUCUUCACCUUCUUCAAAGUCCCUGAGACCCGUGGCAGGAUUUUUGAGGAAGUCACCCGAGCCUUCGAAGGGCAGGCGCAGGAUGCCAACAGAGCGGAGAAGGGCCCCAUUGUGGAGAUGAACAGCAUGCAGCCAGUGAAGGAUCUUUUCACUUAG